This is a messenger RNA of Penicillium atrosanguineum, 1173 nucleotides long. RefSeq names its product TauD/TfdA dioxygenase family protein. The transcript has 3 exons. Gene Ontology annotation, cellular component: cytoplasm. Gene Ontology annotation, molecular function: 2-oxoglutarate-dependent dioxygenase activity. NCBI's taxonomy places the organism in Eukaryota, Fungi, Ascomycota, Eurotiomycetes, Eurotiales, Aspergillaceae. The record is from RefSeq and is a predicted model, not a curated record. The coding region runs from base 1 to 1173 and encodes 390 amino acids.
AUGGCUCCUGCUCCUAUUGAUCCCCGCAUUGUAGACGUCGCGCCGCCAAGGAAGGAUAGUCUGAGUCUCCCAGGGCCAGCACGAGAGCGUCUUGACAAAGCUGGAAUUGAUCUCAGUGCUGGAUAUCCAUAUCGACCAUCUCGUCCUCUUUUCGUGGAUGACGUUUUCAACGUGAGAGAUUAUGAUCGUCAGCAUAUAGACCCAGGCACUCGAGCCGAUCCCGAGAAGAAGGCAUUGCUGUCAGCAGCGAAGGAAGUGAUUCAUCUAACGAGGCACAUCGGUACUGAGAUUGUGGGCUUGCAACUCAGGGAUCUCACAGAUAAGCAGAAAGAUGAACUAGGUUUGCUCAUUGCCGAGCGGAGCGUCGUAUUCUUCCGUGACCAGGAUAUCUCUCCACAGCAGCAGAAAGAGCUAGGGGAGUGGUUCGGCGAAAUUGAAAUUCACCCUCAAGUGCCUCAGGUCCCUGGAGUCGCUGGUGUGAGUGUCAUAUGGCCAGCAUUACAGGAAACAGAGACACCAGCCAGCUUCCGUCGACCGGGCGGAUCAUCACGCUGGCAUACAGAUCUUGUCCAUGAGAGACAACCUGCUGGAGUAACGCACCUUCAUAAUGACACUGUGCCUACAGUGGGGGGAGACACCCUCUGGGCCAGUGGAUACUCAGCCUACGAGAAGCUAUCACCCCUCUUCCGCAAACUUAUUGAUGGCAAAUCUGCCAUUUAUCGAUCCGCUCAUCCCUACUUGGACCGUAAGAACCCUGAGGCCGGCCCCAAAUACGUGGAGCGCGAGCAUCCUAUUGUCCGCGUCCAUCCUGCUACCGGAUGGAAAGCCCUCUGGGUCAACCGGGCCAUGACAAAUCGAAUCGUGGGUCUGGACAAGGCUGAAAGUGAUGUAAUUCUUGGAUAUCUGUUUGAUGUCUAUGAGAAGAAUCCAGAUAUCCAGGUCCGCUUCAAGUGGAGUCCACGGACAAGUGCACUCUGGGAUAAUCGCAUCACAAUUCAUAACGCUAGCUGGGAUUAUGAGGGAUCGCAGCCGAGACAUGGAACUCGAGUAACCUCGUUGGCAGAGAAACCUGUUUUCGAUGCUAAGGCACGCACUCGGCGGGAAGGGCUUGGCUUGUUGGGACCAGAGGAAAUCCAGGAGCUGGCAGACUUGAGUGGCUUGGAUUUGAAGUGA